Messenger RNA from Strigops habroptila (Kakapo), 2316 nucleotides. RefSeq names its product elongin BC and Polycomb repressive complex 2-associated protein-like. The transcript is spliced from 2 exons. The record is from RefSeq and is a predicted model, not a curated record. Lineage: Eukaryota; Metazoa; Chordata; Aves; Psittaciformes; Psittacidae. The coding region runs from base 692 to 1300 and encodes 202 amino acids.
ACAAUGGUUCUCAAUACACUGAUUAAAGUGCUAUCUAUUAAAACAAAAGCAUUUACAGCGAUCUGCACGAUCGAGUUCUAUGGCAUUCCUAUCUGAAGAAUUCACAGACACAGAGACAGAUGGAAUAUAAAGAUCAUCCAUCAGUAUUUUUUUCCCUCCCAAAGAGUUGCUGUUAUCUUGGAAAACGCAGUGCUGAUAUGGAAACAAGGCAUUACACAACAGACUUCCACAACAGAAGAAUUCAAUCCCUUCAGCCUGAUUACGGUAAUCACUGCUCUGCUCCCUCCUACCCUUUCUGGCACCAAAGCCAGUAAGGACGUUUUCUGUUCAUCAGCUUACACUGACAAAAUCUGCGUAUGUUAAAAAGAAAACAUAUGAAGGGAUGAGGCAGUGUUUAUAAAAGCAAAGGAAAAGGAAAAGAAAAAAGAAUUAGAGCAUUGUUCAGCCAAAUAGCAAAUCAAGUCUGUUACAUGUAGUACUCGAAGUUCAAAACGGCUUUGUGAGAGUUUUUCUUUUACUUGCUUUCUUCUUCUAACUCUUUCCAGUAACGCGGGAAGGUACUGACAGCACGGGGGGACACCACACGAGGAACAAAUUAUCCCAAACACCAGACCCACCGCAGGGCACAGCUGAGGGUCGCGCCUCGCCCUCCACUUCCCCGCCCAGUCACGUUUAAACGCAGACCGGGGGGAUGCCAGGCAGCUGCGGUGGGGUCCGGACCCGCGACAAUCGUCAACACCAGCACUGCAACAGGUACCGGCACGGGCACCGGGAGCCCGCAGACCUGCCGCAGGUGAAAUCGCCGGCCUUGCCCGGGCCCCGCAGCCGGCUCCGAGCGAGUCUCUACGCUGCCGACCGCAAGCACUGGGCGAGGGCCGCGGCCGCCCGCAGGUCUGCGGCAGGUGAGGAGCCCUUCCCCCGGCACGACACACUCCCGCUGGGGUUAGAGAAGGGGAAGGAGAUGUGGGGAGCAGGGGGAGGGAGGAAGGGCAGAGCACCCUGCGGCAGACAGAGGAGGCUCGGCUCGGCUCUUGUUUACGUGAGGGCGACUCCCCGCCAGGCCGCCCGAGCCUGCGGACCUCCCGCAGGCCUUAGGCCAGAGCCGCGGCCCGGCGCCCAGCGCGCUCCCCGCCGCCCGUGGGCAGCUCGGCCCGGGGCGAAGGAUGGGGGAGCAACAGGCUGGGCCCCCCCCGCGGCUCCACGGCCUCCCUCCGCCUCCGGCCGCUCUCUCCCGGCCCCAGCAAACCCCGGCGCAUCAGCUGAACAAGAAACAACGCUUCGCGCGAUAAACACGUUUUAAAAGGCCGCUCGAAACUCCGGCGAUGCGGCGGCCCCUCCCUGCACUGCCCUGCCCUGCCCGCAGGACGGCACGGGCGGGUUUCCCCCGCUUCUCGCCGCCCGGCCCAGCGCCCCGCUUACCCCGGCGGCUCAGCGGGCCGCGCGGCCCAGCCCCGCUCUCCGCCUUCGCCUUUCCCGUCCCCAAGUAACGGCGCCGAUCCCGCCGCGGGGGAAGCGCGCUCAGGCACGCCCCGGCCGCCUGAAACCUAAUCCUGCCUCGCCGCCCCCCUGGCCCGGCCCGGCCCACACCCCCCCGCCGGCGGGUCUCGGGGCGCGGCGUCCCCGGGGUUGGCUGGGGAGGCCGCUCACAGCACGGAGCCAGCAGGACGGAGCGGGACUGCGGCCGCAUCUCGACAGCGCGGGGGAUGGGAGUAUCAAAGGGCUCGGCGGGAUACAUUCGAGGGCAUCCCGGCGCGCUGCCUCGCCGGCGGGUCACGUCGCAACCCAGCCAGCAAAGUUUCUGUCCCCGCGGCUGCAGGCGAGGCGGCAGACGGGGCCGAGCGGCGGAGCGCACGCCUUGCCCGGGAUGGCAGCGGGGAGCUGGGCUGCCGCGGUGCUCCCUCCCCGGCUUCCCGGGCUGCCGGCUUUCUCAUGUGGGCACGGCGGCGGCACGGCGACCCCUGCCCCGUCCGGGUGGGGCCGUGCGUGCUCCGGUUGGGUCUGGCCCUGCGAGCCCGGAGCGGCUGCCCCUACUUGCUGCCCUGCUAGCCUCCGGCUUUACCCCUCCUAGUUCAACAAGGGGCGCCUGGCCUGGAACCGAGGAAAACGGGUCAUGUUUGGAAAUGUUAAAAAAACCCCAAACCCACAAAACAACAGACAACCCAGGGUGAAGUUGGACAAAAUUAUGAAUAAGGUCAUCAGAUUAACGAACGGGUGUUUUUUCUCCGCGACAGCUGGUUAGUAUCUUCACUAAGAGUAAAGAUGCUGUGUACGAUAUAUACAUUGUAAGAAUAAAGCAUAUGAUGCAAGAGUGUUUGC